GAGCUUGGAACAGCCCCAGCACCUGAAGUCGCUGUUUCGGUCUAAUCUGGACGUAGAUGCUGGUGUAAAUCCUCUACCUGAUAAAAUCCCUGGUGGGUCAGUAACUGUACAGGCUCAGAAAUGCUGCUGAAAACUCCCACCAGACUCCUCUACACCACAAGCUUUCUGCUGCUGGCUUUAGCAGUUCUAAUCUUCACUGGCUUCAAGCUGAGCCUGGAGAGGCAGCUGUACCCCGUGCAAACCAAAGACAACGUCUGUACAGAGGCGUGUAUUGAGGCUCUUAUGGAGGAUAAGGACAGUCCCCUGUUAAAGGACUGCCCUGUUGAAGACAAAAAGGACAGGCAGCAAUCAGUAGCCAAACAAGCAAAUCUGGAGACGGAAGCAGAGAUCCUCAUCUUGGUCUGGAUAUGGCCUUUUCACACACCGUUUCCAGUGGAUAACUGCGAAUCACUGUACGGCAUCAAAAACUGCCGUAUAACAGACGACAGAAGUCAAUACGAGCAAGCUGACGCCGUUUUUUUCCACGUUAGAGACAUCAGUGAUCAGAUACCAAACCUUCUGAAGAUGCCACGUUUUCCACUGCAGAUGUGGGUGUGGGUAAACAGUGAGCCUCCAAGUUACACACCUCAGCUGAGAGGAGCAGAAGACCUGUUCAAUCUGACGGCAAAUUACCGAAGAGAUUCAGACAUCUGGGCGCCUUAUGGACGAGUCGUAAAAGCCACCGAGGAGGAGAAAGCCUUUCAGAUACCAAAAAAGGACAAACUGGUCUGCUGGAUUGUCAGCCACUGGAGCGACGACUUCAAGCGAUCGAUCUACUUCAAAGAAUUUAGCAAACACAUCCAAGUAGAGGGCUUUGGAAAGUACUUUGGGAGAGAAUUGAACAGAAAAGAUUUUUUCAAAAUUAUUGCCAGCUGCAAGUUCUACCUGUCGUUUGAGAACUCCAUCCACAAAGACUACAUUUCAGAGAAGGUCUUUCAGCCACUGGUUCUUGGCACGGUGCCUGUGGUUAUCGGUCCGCCCAGGGACAACUAUGAGGAAUUCAUACCGAGAGACGCCUUCAUCCACAUUGACGAUUUCUCAACACCCAAAGACCUGGCUGAACAUCUCAAAGCCGUUGACCAGAACCAGGAAAUGUACGAAGGAUAUUUUGCUUGGAGGAAACACUUUGUUGCCAAGGAUGGUCGUGCUGAAGAGAACGCCUGUCGUAUUUGUGAAUAUAUGAGAAUGUACAAGAACUACAGAGUGUUAAAAAACAUUAACAAAUGGUAUUUUAAUUAGCCAGAACUCGGAGCUGAAACUCAUUUGUGGACUCUUGACUACUUUAAAUAGUGUUGUGCUUUUGAGUAAGAAUCCAGAAUCACAAAUCAAAAUCUCACGUCAUAAAAGUCCUAAGCAUGAAGAUCUAAAGCUACUAACACUCCGGAGGUUCUAAGUACUUAAAAAAGGCAAAAACAAAACAAAAACAAAAGUUCAGCACACAAAAUUUGAAGAUUUACAAAUGCAAGGGUUUUAAUUUUUACAUAAUGUGCGUCAUUUUGUAAAAAGCAGCAGUAUUUAAGUGAUGUAAGAUUAAGGGUUGAAAAAACAAGAUUAUUUGCAUAUUUCCUGUUCACCAUCAUGGUGUUAGAGUGCCUAUGGGGUAUGUACUAGGCCACCUUUUUUUUCUUUUUUAAGCCUUGUACAUGAAUUUCUCAUGUACACGGAUUUGUAUAUAGAAGAUGCUGAAAAGUUUGUGAUUGAGAACGGUUAGACCAGCCUUUCCAGACGUUGUAUUGCUGGAUGAUAGCAGGACUGGAGGUAUAAAGGAGAGAAGACACACUCAGUAAACAUCACUACAAAAGCUGUGAAAACCUGUUUUGCUGUUUACCGAUUGUAACUGAACAUUCAAGGAGGUAAAAUCUGCAUAAAAACAUGUCACACUUUUUCUCAAACUCAUUUGUUUACCUGUGUAAAUUUUAAAUUUAAAAAUUU
This is a messenger RNA of Pygocentrus nattereri (red-bellied piranha), 1971 nucleotides long. Its product is annotated as 4-galactosyl-N-acetylglucosaminide 3-alpha-L-fucosyltransferase 9-like. Gene Ontology annotation, molecular function: alpha-(1->3)-fucosyltransferase activity. NCBI's taxonomy places the organism in Eukaryota, Metazoa, Chordata, Actinopteri, Characiformes, Serrasalmidae. The transcript has 2 exons. The record is from RefSeq and is a predicted model, not a curated record. Bases 121 to 1278 code for a protein of 385 amino acids. Gene Ontology annotation, cellular component: membrane.